AUGGAGUUGAAGCCCACUUUCUCCCUGACCAUUGAAACCCAGCAGUCACGUUCUGCCAUGACCCUUAAUCUGUGGGACCGGGAGGCCUGGGUGCACACUAAGCGUGGCGCUGGCUACAAAGGUGACCAGAAGCCACCAUCGUCGCAGCCCCGAGGCCUAGUGACCGUUGAGCCGGCAGCCAGCAGCCGACAUGAGCUUCUUAUUGUGAGUAGCCGGGCCUCCGCACGGGCUUUGUUCGAGCGCGACCUGAGCCGCUCGCGUUCCGACGGGCCUGGCGGAUGCGGCCGCUGGCCUCAUUCCGCACUGCCUGCACAGAAGAUCAAGUGUCAUCGUUUCCCUGUCACCCCUGGACACUUAGGUCUUGACAGGCGCUCUGGUGACACCAUGGUUAACGUGCUCACCUGCGAAGUGAAAGACAACUACCAAAUACGGCAUGGUGGUAGUCGCUCCUCUAAAACUUUUAAACCAAAGAAGAACAUUCCAGAGGGUUCUCACCAAUAUGAGCUUUUAAAGCAUGCAGAAGCCACACUUGGCAGUGGCAACCUCCGGAUGGCUGUCAUGCUUCCUGAGGGGGAAGAUCUAAAUGAGUGGGUUGCAGUAAACACGGUGGAUUUCUUCAAUCAGAUCAACAUGCUUUACGGAACCAUCACAGAUUUCUGUACAGAGGAGAGCUGUCCAGUGAUGUCAGCUGGCCCAAAAUAUGAGUAUCAUUGGGCAGAUGGAACAAACAUCAAGAAACCUAUUAAGUGCUCUGCACCAAAAUAUAUUGAUUACUUGAUGACUUGGGUUCAGGACCAAUUGGAUGAUGAGACGUUAUUUCCAUCAAAAAUCGGUGUCCCGUUCCCGAAGAAUUUCAUGUCUGUGGCAAAAACAAUACUCAAACGCCUCUUUAGGGUAUAUGCUCACAUUUAUCAUCAGCAUUUUGAUCCUGUGAUCCAACUUCAGGAGGAAGCACAUCUCAAUACAUCUUUCAAGCACUUUAUUUUUUUUGUCCAGGAAUUCAACCUUAUUGAUAGAAGAGAACUUGCACCACUCCAAGAACUGAUUGAAAAACUCACCUCAAAGGACAGAUAAAAGGAUGCAGAACUUUGCAAAUUUUUCCUCAAAUGGAGCUGUGUGGAAUAUAUUUGGGUUUUUGUUGUAUUUUAAUGUUCUUAUUUGGGCUGUUUUUGUGUUAGAUUUGAAGGGUUUCUUUGUGUUCUUUUCUCUGUAUUCUGAAUAAAUGAAAUCAUAUUCUAUUGCUAGUGGUAACCAAGA
Chrysochloris asiatica (Cape golden mole) is the source of this 1257-nucleotide messenger RNA. It is a transcript of the gene MOB1B, whose product is annotated as MOB kinase activator 1B. Gene Ontology annotation, molecular function: protein kinase activator activity. Bases 1 to 1074 code for a protein of 357 amino acids. The transcript has 9 exons. The record is from RefSeq and is a predicted model, not a curated record. Lineage: Eukaryota; Metazoa; Chordata; Mammalia; Afrosoricida; Chrysochloridae. Gene Ontology annotation, cellular component: cytoplasm; nucleus. Gene Ontology annotation, biological process: positive regulation of protein phosphorylation; hippo signaling.